This is a messenger RNA of Penicillium cosmopolitanum, 324 nucleotides long. RefSeq lists its product as uncharacterized. The record is from RefSeq and is a predicted model, not a curated record. Bases 1 to 324 code for a protein of 107 amino acids. Lineage: Eukaryota; Fungi; Ascomycota; Eurotiomycetes; Eurotiales; Aspergillaceae. The transcript has a single exon.
AUGCCCGGGAGCUCCGAGAGAGUCGGAUAUGGACCUCGGGCUCGUUCCCCACGAAUGAAAGAACCCAACGAAUCGAUCCAAGCUCGCGCUCUGGCCACAGCGCGAUUCUACCCACUGCGGGCAUUCGGCAGAGAAGAACGGAAUGUCAUUGUUGGGAUCGACUCCGUCAAGCUUGACACCGGCAAAAUGCCAUUCACCAAGGAGAGGUCGAAGGGCAUGCUCGCCGCGGGUAAUCUCGUGGCAGGCGCCAAUGGCUUCUCUAGGAGACGGGAGACCUGGAAAUCGGUCAACAUGCUACCAGGCAAGCCACAAAAUCCUGUGUAA